Molecule: messenger RNA, 1824 nt
Organism: Diuraphis noxia (Russian wheat aphid)
Lineage: Eukaryota; Metazoa; Arthropoda; Insecta; Hemiptera; Aphididae
Gene: MESR6
Product: misexpression suppressor of ras 6
Source: RefSeq, a predicted model, not a curated record
GGCUACGAUCGACCGCUACGGCGCUACCGUCCGACACCCAAUCGGCUAUCAUCGUGUGCUCAACCCGUCAACCAUCUUUAUCUCCUUUGUUCGACCAGAAACUACGUUAAUAUAUUUGUAGAAAGCAGUGAGGAUGCGCAGCAUUGACCAAUGAGCGAGCUCGGUAUUGUGAUACGAGUAUAGCCGUGUAACUAACAUACUUGUCUAUUAUGUCACGGUAGUUUGUGUAUGCUCUUCCCUUCGGCCUUCACUACCGCGCUUCACAGGCUCCAACACUACCUCAUGUCCCCCGACCGUCUUCGUUGAUUUUUUUUGUUUUCCGUAAGUUUCUUCUCACGUCCGGCGUCGUCACGUUGCUGGGCCUCUAUAGACUACUGCAGAGGCAGAACACACUGUCACAUCUCAAAUCGCAGCUCGCCGUCCGAAACACUGUGCACGCUUCACCGCCGUCGACUUGACGCGUGCAACCAACGUGGUGGUGAUCCGUCGGAGACAGCAAGCCGCCCGCCCACCGUCGACUAGCCAUCCUGCCCGUCCAUUGCGCCGUGCCCCGACAACAAUACUGUUGUUCUACACUGUCCGCUUGAUCACGAUCGCCACAAAACAAACAUGGUUUACAAAAUAAAGAAACACUCAACAAUGCCCGUUCACGUAGUCGAUGACCAUAACGACGCGUUGCGAUAUAUCUACCGGGAAAUAGGUUCGAAACACUUGCCCUUGUACGGUAAUGUUCUGUUGCAUUUUGAUUCGCAUCCGGACUUGUCCGUUCCUAAAGAUAUGCCGGCCGAUUACGUUUACGAAAAAGAACAGUUGUUCGAUUCAUUAAGCAUCGAGAACUGGAUACUGCCAGCUGCAUAUGCUGGCCAUUUUGAUAAAAUUAUCUGGGUAAAGCCUCCUUGGGCACGGCAAUUCAAUGAAGGUGAAAUUGUGUUCAGUAUUGGCAAGCACAAGACGUCUGGCGUUAUACGAUUGACUAAUUCUAGUGAUUUCUAUCUGAGCGAAGGUCUUUAUUGUUUGGAAAAUGAUCUCAUUAAUAUAAGAACAAUCAAGUUGUUUGUAUUUACUAUGUGUAGUUCAGUUUUUGACGAUGGCGAGGAAAAAUUUGAGCUAUUACGAAACAAGUUUGUCGAGUACACUAGAGAUAAUCCUCAUUAUAUCUUAGAUUUUGAUUGUGACUUUUUCUCCACAAACAAUCCAUUUCUGUCCAUGUAUGACAAAGCAAAUUUGUAUACUAAUCUACAUAAAAUUUACACAUUCAACUCUCCAACUAAUAAAGAAGACGUUAACAGCUUACUGCAAUGUUCUCGCUCUAGAGAAAUAUUGUUGCAAGAAUUGGAAUCUGUGUUUAUGCAUCUUGAUGACGGUAAGUCAUUAGAUGAGUAUCCGACUGAAACUUUAACUGCCGUAAAUCCUGAAGAUUUAUCCUUUAUCGUAAACGAAUUGUUGAAACAUUACGAUACAAUUGACUGGUUGAUAGUGCAUAAUGCUGGAUGCACAAUUGACAAUAUUGAAUUACCUAACCAUCACACGGACUUAGCUGAUAUCGCAAAAUCUAUGGAUAUUGUAUUCAACUUUUUACCUAUUAUACACGAACCAGCUGCCAUUACAAUUGCCUUGUCCACAGGAGAUGAUUACUGUCCAUUGGAGAGUGCACGCUUUAUUAAUGAAUCAUUGCUCGCAAAGCUAGAAUGCUUGUAUAAUAAACUGAAUGUUCAAAAAUGUACUGAAGGUUCCUAAAUUACUGAAAUACCUAAAGUAUAAGUUUAUUUUAUUUUAAUUGUUAGUAAUUUGUUUUAUUCUGUGUGCAACAUAAUAUUUUUUUAC